CUCGUAGGAGAAAACGUUGGUCAUCCCUCUCCUUCCCCAGCCGUCCUUCUCUUAUCUCCCCCUUUCCGCGGCCGCCCGACGCCACCGCCGCCGCCGCCGCGGCCGGAACCCUAAUUCCAUGGCUCCCCCCUAGAUCCCCAACAUGCUAAGAUCUUCGGCGAUCAUCAAGGCACGCCGCCCCGCCGUCGCCGCCCUCGUCGCCUCCCGCCCCUCCUCCUCCUCUGCCAUCGCCGCCGCCCCCACUCCCAGCGAAACCCUAACUCUAGAAUUCUCUGACCCCUCCUCCCAGCUCUUCUCGAUCCUCUCCCACCCCGGCUGGCUUAGCGAUCCUGAUCUCCGGCGUCUCGCCCCAUCCCUCACCUCCGGCCACGUCGCGAACCUCCUCCGGACCCGCCCCCUCGACCCCCGUACCUCCCUCUCCUUCUUCGACUGGAUCGGCCACCAGCCGGGGUUCCGCCACUCCGUCGACUCCUACUCCUCCCUCCUCCAAGCCCUCGCCCGAUCCAAACUCUUCGGCCCCACCAACAAGAUCACCAUCUCCAUGAUAAAAUCCUGCUACUCCGCCGAAGAAAUGCGAUCCAUUUUCGAUUCAAUCAAAGCCCUGCUUCGAUUCGGCUUCGCGCCGACCCUCCGGUGCUUGAACACGCUGCUGAUGGCCUUCGCGAGGUUCGCGAUGACCGCCGAGAUGAAGGAUUUGUUCGAGUCGAUGCAGAAAGGUGAGACCUUUCCCAACAUUUAUACGUAUAAUACAAUGAUCAAUGCCUACUGUAAGGAGGGGAACCUCAGCGAGGCGAAGAUCUAUCUGCACUAUUUACUGCAAGCUGGAUUGAGCCCCGAUACACAUACUUACACCUCUUUCAUAUUGGGGUACUGUAGGAGUGGGGAUUUGGUUCGGGCAUGCCGGGUGUUUUUGCUAAUGCCGCUGAGAGGUUGCCCAAGGAAUGAGGUGUCCUACACUGUCCUGAUUUAUGGGCUUUGUGAGGCUGGCUGCAUAAACGAGGCUUCCUCAUUGAUACCAAGAAUGUGGGAUGAUGGUUGCUCGCCAGAUGUGUACACAUACACGGUGAUGAUAGAUAGCCUCUGUAAGAAGGGGAGGGUUGAGGAUGCGGAAGUUAUGCUUAAUGAAGUUGCCGGGAGAGGUUUGAGGCCUAAUAUUGUUACUUACAAUGCUUUGGUUGAUGGGUAUUGCAAGGCAGGGAAGAUUGAUGCUGCUUUUGGAGUUUUAGGGUUGAUGGAAUCGAAUGCGUGUAAACCAAAUGUGAGGACUUAUACUGAAUUGAUAUGUGGGUUGUGUCGGGAGAGGAAGGUUCACAAGGCAAUGGCUUUGUUGAGUAAGAUGAUCGGGGCUGGCUUGUCACCGAACAUUGUUACAUACACUGCAUUGAUACAGGGGCAAUGCAAGGAGGGUUACCUAGAUAGUGCCCUAAUGUUGCUUGAUUUGAUGGAGAGGAAUGGUUUAGUGCCUAACCAGUGGACGUCCUCGAUCUUGAUAGAUGCCCUUUGCAAAGGUGGUAGGGAUGAAGAAGCUUGCUUGUUCCUUGAUUCUUUCAUGCAGAAAGGAGUGGAGGUGAAUGAGGUGGUCUAUACUGCAUUAAUAGAUGGGUUGUGCAAGGCUGGAAAGAUUGAUAUUGCACGUUCGCUGCUAGAGAAGAUGGCUUCGGGAAAAUGUUUGCCAGACAGUUAUACCUAUAGUGCUUUGAUAGAUGGUUUGUGUAGGGAGAAGAAGUUGCAGGAGGCAACAUCAGUACUGGAUGAUAUGUUGGAGGAGGGACUUAAACCCACAGUUGUCACAUACACAAUUCUUAUUGAUGAGAUGGUGAGAGUAGGAGAAUUUGAAUAUGCUAUGAGGAUUUUAGAUCAGAUGAAUUCCUUGGGUUGCAAGCCUGACGUGUGCACUUAUACUGUGUUUAUUCGUUCAUUUUGUAAAGAAGGCAGGCUGGAAGAGGCAGAAGGCAUGAUGGUUCAAAUGAAGGCAGAUGGGGUUCUCCCUAAUUCAGUAACUUAUAACACAUUAAUAGAUGGGUAUGGAAAUAUGGGAUUCGUUGAUCGAGCUUUUACUGUUUUCAAGGAGAUGAUUGAUGCUGGCUGUGAGCCAAAUGACGAGACUUAUGUUACAUUGCUCAAAAUUCUUUUGAACAGGAAGCAGAUAGAUAGUGUGUCUAUUGAAACUGCUGGUAUGUGGAAAAUUUUGGAUAUGGAUAUUGUCCUUGAGCUUAUGGAGGAGAUGUCCAAAGGGGGUUACACCCCAACAAUUGGCACUUACAGUGCCUUCAUGAAAGGUUUCUGCAAAGUGGACCGGCUGGAAGAAGCAAAAUCUUUUCUCUUUCACAUGCAAGAAGGUGGGAAACCUGCCAACGAAGAUAUAUACACGAUUAUAAUAAAUUGUUGCUGCAGAUUAAAAAUGUACAUAGAGGCUUUGGCAUUUAUUGAUUCCAUGACUGAACGUGGUUAUCUGCCACAUUUAGAAUCUUAUCAGCUACUUCUUUCUGGACUCUGUGAUGAAGGAAGCUUUGAGAAGGCUACAUCAGUUUUCUGUAGCUUACUUUCAAGAGGUUAUAAUUGCGAUGAAAUUGCUUGGAAAAUUCUUAUUGAUGCCCUGCUUAAAAAGGGCCAUGUUGAUGUAUGCUCCCAGAUGCUAUCUAUCAUGGAGGAAAGGCAUUGCCGUCCUAGUCCCCAAACAUAUGCAAAGAUGUUGGAGGAAAUCUCCGGUGGAGGUAAUGGGGUUAUAAAGUAAUGCUGAGAGCUGACUUUAAUAGUCACGAUCUGCUUUCAUGCUGAUCGCAGUGCUGGCUAUAUGGCAUUAUCUUCCCUCUCUUGAAAAGUUGAAGGAAAUGGUAUGCAUAGCCACACAUAGGCAUUCAUCUCACAUGUCCUGUACUAAAUCAGACAGGAUGAGAUGUCUUGACAAUGGAAAAAGUGCACAAAAUUUAAAAGCUACAUUCUCCAAUCAUUGAAGAUUCCACAGGUUGCUGGGAUCAGAUUAAUGUACCAUCUAGAAGUUCUUUGAGCAACUGAAUAAGAGGUUCUCCCAAAAACUUCUGUUGAAGCUUCAUUAUCAAACAUUGCCAAUGGGAGCAGUUUCAUCUGUCAUGGACACUGCAGUUAAAGUUGACCAUUUUUUCAAGUGCAAUUGUAGUUGCCAAAGUAUGUAACACAGCAAAAAUAAGGCAUAGUUGUGAAACAUCUUGUGCCUGGACGAGCUUGAUAUAUGAAGCAUGUCAAACACAUACAAGGAUAUAUAGAGACACUUUUAAAAAAUAAUGUUCGAGUUGUCUUUCCGUUAGAAAGCAAGAAGGAUUUAUAUUUUUUAAUUUUUUCUUAUAAAAAUAUCAGCAAAUGUAGGAAAUCACAUUGGGCAUAAAAACAGUAUCAGCUUAUUGUUAUUCUUUUCUAAAGAUCAUUAUAUGAAUGGCGCCAAAUGUACACAAGCAUGGAAAUGAUUGCCACUUAAUGCCUCAUGAACCUCACUUAUCCCUGCUCAGAAACGUCUCCAUCUGUGGAGACUAAAAAUAAAGAGGAGCGGUUGUGAAAUUCACCAAGGUGGUAAGAUGCAUCCUUUCCGGCCUAAUGUGUGGUUCCUGUGAGAAUGGAUGAGGGCCUGCUCUAGGAAAGUGGUGUUUGUGGCUCUUUAUGUCAUCAAAAUGGUGCACCAGCUCUGUUAAGCAAGAAGUUUCAGCCAAACAAGGAGGAGCUUUCAUCAUUCUGGGUUUCAUCGGAUUAUAGCAUGAUUGGCCACCCUGCAGCUGGGAGUGAUUUGGUUGGCCUAUUCUCUGUAGGGGUGAUGCAUCAAGAUGAUGUACCAAGACAUGAACGAGUAACUCAACUGUGGCACAUGCACUGCAUGUAAAUGCUUGUCAUGAUCCUGUAGAGCCUUGCAGCCGCUCAACCAAUGAAAGAAGUGGAUUUUGUAUCCAAAAAAAAAAAAUCAGAACAAGCAAUUCGAAGCCCCAUAUGUGUUUGAAGUUUGCUCUUAACUGAAAUGAUAAGGGCCCUAGAGCUGCUUAUCUUCAAUCUCC
Messenger RNA from Phoenix dactylifera (date palm), 4016 nucleotides. RefSeq lists its product as uncharacterized. Gene Ontology annotation, biological process: chloroplast-nucleus signaling pathway; mitochondria-nucleus signaling pathway. Gene Ontology annotation, cellular component: chloroplast. Gene Ontology annotation, molecular function: protein binding. Lineage: Eukaryota; Viridiplantae; Streptophyta; Magnoliopsida; Arecales; Arecaceae. The record is from RefSeq and is a predicted model, not a curated record.